UGUGGUAUAUAUCAUGUGUUGAUUAGUGAAUAUGUUUAGUUUGUGACUUUAUUUGAAGCAGAAAUAAUAUGUGAAUGCUUCAUUGAGCAUAAUUCCGACUGGUAACUACGCACUUUGUCCGAGCACAUUAUCGCACGCGUCUUGCAAGCCAUCUUAAAUGACCACCUAAACUGUCAUUUGGCAACCUAAAAAGAUGCCUAGGUUGCCCGGCUAGCAACAGAGAAAAAAAGUUAAGUGAGAGCCCUGUUAUGGGGAGAAGGCAGAAAAAUUGGGGUUAGGAGGAGGAGAUAGAUCAACCAUGAUUGAUGGGCCGAAUGGCUUAAUUCUUUCCUAUCACUUAUGACCUUAUGACUGUGGUUAAAGUUCAUUUUAUGAGCAGAGUAGACUUGAUGGGCCAAAUGGCCCAAUUCUGCUCCUAUAACUUAUGACCUUCCACCAGAUCUCCCGUCAGCGUCCAGGGGUUCCAGAGAGAACCAAGUUGGGGGACUGAAGGAGUUUUUUUUUACAGUGGGCAGUAUCUCUUUAAAUCAGCAGCAGGACGAGGAAGUGAAACCGCACUGGAGUGCAUCUCUGUGGGCCGCCCUGUCAACAGGAAACGGGCUGUUCGAGAAGGGUGGUGGCAACAAAAAAAAAUGGACCAGGGACAAAAGAUAUCUUGGUUGGAAGACGAGCUCUCCUGCCCAAUAUGUCAGGACAUCUUCAAGGACCCUGUGUUCCCGCCGUGUCAGCACAACUUCUGCUGCGCUUGUCUGAUGAGCUACUGGAAACAAAAGGGAGGCUGUGACUGCCCGGUUUGCCGGGAGACAUAUUCCAACAGUGAUUUAAAAUGGAACCGCACGCUGGCCAACAUUGUCGACUCUUUCCUGAAGGAAGCCAGCAAGGCUCGGGUGCAGGAGGACAUGUGCGGGCAGCACAACGAGGAGCUGAAGCUCUUCUGCAAGGAGGACGAGGAGGUGCUGUGUGUCGUCUGCCUGCACUCGAAGAAGCAUGAAAACCACAAGUGCCUUCCUUUGGACGAGGCAGCGAAAGAAUGCAAGGACGGCCUGAAGGCAUCGAUCAAAAUUCUGAAAUCCAAGAUGGAGAAAUUCCUUGGGUUCAGGAAUGAGAAUGACCUGUCUUUAAACCAUAUGAAGAGCCAGGCUUCGAGAACUAAAAAACAAAUCAGACAGGAGUUUCAGAAACUUCACGGCUUCCUUCACACCGAGGAGGAGACUCUGAUGGACAGUCUUCGAAAGGAGGAAAGGAACCAUAUUCAGUCAAUGCAGCAGAAGGUUAAGAGAAUCUCUGAUGAGAUUUCCAUGCUGAAAGCCAACAUUCAGGCUCUUGAGAGCCAACUCAGCCAACAAGAUUCUGCACUCUUCCUUCUGAAUCUUCCAGAAACUAGGAAAAGAGCCAACUGCACUCUGCAAGAUCCCGAGCCGGCCUCCGCAAUGAUUGAUGUGGGACGUUAUGUCGGUUCCUUACAAUACCGAGUCUGGAAGAAAAUGCUGAACAUUAUCAACACAGCCCCUGUGACCCUGGAUCCGAACACAGCCGCACCCUGGCUCCACCUGUCCGACGAUCUGACGGUUAUGGGCUACCGUCUAUCCAAGCUGCAGCUACCGGAUAACCCAGAGAGGUUUGACUCCUGCGUGUCAGUGCUGGGCUCGGAAGGAUUCUCCUCGGGAAAGCAUCACUGGGACGUGGAUGUGAAGGGCCUGACUGGCUGGUGUUUGGGAGUGGCCAAGGCAUCUGCCAGAAGGAAAGGAGUCAUCAAGGUGGACCCGGAGAAUGGCUUCUGGGCCAUUGGGUUGAUGGACGGCUGUGAAUACUACGCCUGCACCUCCCCCUGGCGCACGGAGCUCAGCGUCAGUCCCCAGAUCAUCCGCGUCGACCUGGACUGCAAGGCUGGCAUCGUGUCCUUUUAUAACGUUGAAAACAUGAGCCUUCUUUACAGCUUCACAGACACCUUUACCGAGAAGGUCUAUCCCUACUUCUGCCCUUGCCUGGUCCCAGCCAACACUAACCUCUCGGCUAUGAAAAUCUGCCCCCUCCAAGUGGCUUUGCAGAAUUAAUAGUGCACUAUUAACAUCUUGAAUCUGAAAUUGGGCUGAGAUUAAGCACACAGUGUGUGUGCAACUCCAGAUAAUGUUGCGAUGCCCUUAUGCCAAAACCCCCUGGAGGGUUAUUCAUUGUUGAGUUUCCCAUCACUGCUCACUCAAGAACCAAAGCUUGGUGAAAUAAUUCAGGGUGUUACAGCCUGAUGCUGUACCUGGAGUUGAUGGUUUUUGCAGUGAUGUUACUGUGCCAGCAGCUAACAUUCUGCAGCUGCAGAGACCCCAAGUUCGAUUCUCACUGUCACAAAUGUACAUCAAUUUAUUAUUAGUAUCUGGAGUUUUUUUUUUUAAAGCCAGUCUGUAAAACGGGGAGAUAACUGGCUUUGGUGAAAUUAAUCUUUAGACUUCAGAGCGCAUAAAUAAGCCCUUCAGCCCACCGAGUCCACACUGACCAUCGAUCACUCCUACACUAGCACUAUCCCACAUACUAUAUAACCAUAUAACAAUUACAGCACGGAAACAGGCCAUCUCGGCCCUACAAGUCCGUGCCAAACAACUUUUUUCCCUUAGUCCCACCUGCCUGCACUCAUACCAUAACCCUCCAUUCCCUUCUCUUCCAUAUGCCUAUCCAAUUUAUUUUUAAAUGAUACCAAUGAACCUGCCGACACCACUUCCACUGGAAGCUCAUUCCACACCGCUACCACUCUCUGAGACUGGGAACAAUUUUACCAAAGCCAAUUAACCUACAAACCUGAACGUUUUUUUGUACUGCAGGAGGAAACCGGAGCACCCGGAGUAAACCCACCCAGUCACGGGAGAACAUACAAAUUCCGUAAAGACAGGGUCAAACCCGGGACUCUGGCGCUGUAAGGCAGCAACUACCGCUGUGUCACCGUACCGUCUCUCUGAUUCAAGCACUGCCUUCAGGGACAGUAAACUGCCAACCUCAGCCACUAUCCAACUUACAAAUAUACCAAUUAGGAAUGGGAAUAGAACAUUCAGUCCCUCAACACCUCUGCCAUUCAGUAUGAUCAUGGGUAAUAUAAACCUCUGCUCCAUGUCCCAGAACAUCUCAUCCUUUGCUUAUCUAGACUAUAUCUACCUCCAUCUUAAACUUAUUCAACAAAUCUACUUUCAUGAGCCUUUUAGUUCCAGAGACUCACCACCCUCUAAGAAUCAUAGUCAUACAGCACAGAAUCAGGCCCUUCAGCCCAUCUCAUCCAUGCUGACUAAGAUGCUCAUCUAUGCUGGUUCAUUUUCCAGUAUUUGACCCAUUGCUCUCUGAAUCUUUCUGACCCAUGCAUCUGUCCAAAUGUUGUAUUGUACCUACCUCAACCACUUUCUCUGGCAGCUCAUUCCAUAUGAGAAUGUUGUCCCUCAAAAUCCUAUGAGGUCUUUCCCCUCUCAUCUAAAACCAAUUCCCUCCAGUUCUUGAUUCCCCUGUGUGCAUUCACCCUAUGUCCCUCAGGAUUUCAUACACCUCUAUAGGCUCAUAACUCUGUUCACUGGAUGGCUAUAGAUUGAAUGGUAAGAUCUUUCUGUACAUCAAUGCUGUCAAGGGUCUUGCCAUUGAUUGUAUGUUUAUGCUUGGUAUUCUCUGUCCCAAAGUGCUACACCUCCAAUUUACACAGAUUAAACUCCAUCUGCCAUUUCUUCGCCUACACCUAAAACUGUUCCCCACAUCAGAGGUAAAUAAAACUAGAGGACAGAUAUAGGGCAAGUAGUAAGAAAUUUGGAAUCUGAUGGGGACCUUUAUCACCCAGAGAGUGGUGAGUAGCUGGAAUGCACUGCUAGUGGAAACAGAGUCACAGUGAGCAUUUGAUGAACCCAAAUCACUUGAGCAAGGACUAGGUGCUCAGGGGCAAGAGCUAGGUGUUCAGAAAUGGGAUGCUCAGGAUAUCCACCGGAUAGCAUGGAUGAAUUGGGCUGAAUGGCCUGUUGCUGUGCUUUACGAUACUAUGAAUGAAAUUUACAGUACAGCAGACUGCAUUCCUCUGAUACGUCAAUUCCUCUUAAAUGUUUGCAUGUUUCUAGAGUCAUAGAGUGGUACAGUGUGCAAACAGGCCCUUCGGCCUAACUUGCCCACACCAGCCAACAUGUCCCAGCUACAUUAAUCCCACUUGCCUGUGUUUUGUCCAUAUCCCUCCAAAUCUGUCCUAUCCAUGUAACUGUCUAAAUGUUUCUUAAACUUUGGGAUAGUUCCAGCCUCAACUACCUCUGACAGCUUGUUCCAUACACCAACCACCCUUUGUGUGGAAAAGGUUAGCCCUUAGAUUCCUAUUAAACCUCUUCCCUUUCAUCCUAAACCUAUGUCCUCUGGUUCUCAAAUACAUUUCGAGGAAAUACAUUUUCUACAUUUAUUCUAUUCUGAGAUGUUGGCUUUCCCAACUAUUUUGGCUUAAUUAACAUCUCUGAAACAAGCCUAUGGUAUUGACAGGGAUCAGCCCUUUUGUCAAUCUGUGAUAUGUAGAAACGUGUAUCAGAUACAGGUGGCUUAAUGGAAAUGCAAAGAUAUUCUCCCAACCAAAGCCAAUUACAGUGAAACCUCUGCUACUCUAUCGGAAGGUCAAUUGGUCCUGGCUCUCCUCACAGCUGAAACAUCUGCCCAGGAUCAUCUGUGUAAAUAAAGCACAAAGUUCUGGUGUAACACAGCAGGUCAGGCAACAUAGAAAAUAGGUGCUGGAGUAGGCCAUUUGGCCCUUCGAGCCUGCACCGCCAUUCAAUAUGAUCAUGGCUGAUCAUCCAACAGUAUCCUGUACCUGCCUUCUCUCCAUACCCCCUGAUCCCCCUAGCAACAAGUGCCACAUCUAACUCCCUCUUAAAUAUAGCCAAUGAACUGGCCUCAACUACCCUCUGUGGCAGAGAGUUCCAGAGAUUCCCCACUCUCUGUGUGAAAAAUGUUUUUCUCAUCUCGGUCCUAAAGGAUUUCCCCUCUAUCCUUAUGCUGUGACCCCUUGUCCUGGACUUCCCCAACAUCGGGAACAAUCUUCCUGCAUCUAGCCUGUCCAACCCCUUAAGAAUUUUGUAAGUUUCUAAAAGAUCACCCCUCAAUCUCCUAAAUUCUAGCGAGUACAAGCCGAGUCUAUCCAGUCUUUCUUCAUAUGAAAGUCCUGACAUCCCAGGAAUCAGUCUGGUGAGCCUUCACUGCACUCCCUCUAUGGCAAUAAUGUCCUUCCUCAGAUUUGGAGACCAAAACUGUAUGGAAUACUCGAGGUGUGGUCUCACCAACACCCUGUACAACUGCAGUAGAACCUCGGAGGUUACACAAAAAAGCUGGAGAAACUCAGCGGAACCAGUAGAACCUCCCUGCUCCUAUACUCAAAUCCUUUUGCUAUGAAUGCUAACAUACCAUUCGCUUUCUUCACUGCCUGCUGCACCUGCAUGCCUACUUUCAAUGACUGGUGUACCAUGACACCCAGGUCUCGUUGCAUCUCCCCUUUUCCUAAUCGGCCACCAUUUAGAUAAUAGUCUGCUUUCCUGUUUUUGCCACCAAAGUGGAUAACCUCACAUUUAUCCACAUUAUACUGCAUCUGCCAUGCAUUUGCUCACUCACCCAGCCUAUCCAAGUCACCUUGCAGCCUCCUAGCAUCCUCCUCACAGCUCACAGCUUGGGCACCAACAUACGUGGUGCCCAAGCCCUCCACAGAUUCUGCCUGGCCCACUGGGUUCCUCCAGCACCUUGUGUUUUAUUCGAUUACAACAUCUGCAGUUUUGCCUGUUCACCUAUCUAAAUCUCUAUUGUGCUUCCUAUUAAACACAUUAAAGACUCAGUUUUAACAUGCUUAUCAAUGCUUUUUGUCUUUCUACAGUUGCUGUCUUAUGCCCUGUUAAUAAACCCCAGGAAAAUCUUUGGACGUUGACUUUCCAGGCUUCAUAGAUAAUUUACUAAUCUUUGGUUGCAGUGGCCAGUGGUGUGAAUGCCUGUCUCAUAAGAACAGUGAAAGCCUACCACUGCCCCUCAAUCUAUGAUGCAUUUCAGUUCAAUCAACACACUCAGCUAGGUCUGUCUCAUUGAAGCACACAUGUUGACAAGAGUCCACUGAUAGUAUAAUAUAUGUAUAUAAGCAAACAGGUCCUUCGGCCCACCAUGUCAGUGCUGGGAUCAAGUAUCCAUCUGUAUUAAUCCCAAGUACUGGCACUUGGUCCGGUGCUGAAUUCCCCCUAUAGUAGGAAUCCUUGCAGUUCUCCAGACCUCAGGUAUAGUCACUCUUCCAGCAUCCCUAGACUGCUCAGCCUGUGCCAUCACAUUGGCACACCUGCCCUGUGGUAGCAUCCCCCAAUGUCUGGACCUGUAACAUUUUAGCACAGGUAUUGAGCAGAAGCAUGGAUUUCCCUUUGGUCAUUGCAUUAGAGGCUGGCUCUGGGUUCCUGCACUAAUGUCUAAAAAUCUAACACUCUGACCAAGUGGACAAGAUUUCCUCCUGACUCGUGGUUUGUCAGUUAUGUAUCGAUCGAACAAGAAUGCAGAAUACACUGAGAGGUCCAAGGAGCUGAGGCAGCUUCCACCAGGGUAGGUGUGGGUCAUGCCAGUGAGGGAAGGCAGCAUCGCAGAGCCCCUUGGUGACGUUGAGAAUAUACAAAUUAGUAAUGGGAGUAGACUAUUCAGCCUCUCGAAACACCUCUGCCAUUCAAUAUGAUCACGGAUAAUGUGUCUAUAACCUUUGCUCCACAUACCUGACCAUCUCAUCCCUUGCUUAUCCAGAAUAUAUCUACCUCCAUCUUAAACUUAUUCAAAAACUCUACUUCCAUUGGCCUUUCAGGGAAAUGAGUUCCAGAGACUCGCCACCCUCUGAAUCAUAGUCAUACAGCACAGAAUCAGAGGGUGAUCCUUCCCAUCCAUCAUCAGUGCGGCACGGUGGUGCAGCAGUAGAGUUGCUGUCUUACAGCGCCAGAGACCCGGGUUCGAUCCUGACUACAGGUGAUGCCUGUACGGAGUUUGUAUUUUCUCCCUGUGGUCACAUGGGUUUGCUCCAGUUUCCUCCUACGCUUGCAAGACAUGGAGGUUUGUCAGUUAAUUGGCUUAAUUAAUAUGGUAAAUUGCCCCGAGUGUGUAGGAUAGUGCUAGUGUACAGGGUGAUUGCCAGUCAGCAUGGAUUCGGUGGGCCGAAGGGCCUGUUUCCGUACUGUAUCUGUAAAGCCUAAAAAUCUUAAACCAGUGGUGACCAGUCGCAGUUCUAGGUGGCAAGGGUCAGACAUCCCUGACCCUCUCCCCUCCUGCUCCCUUCAUGGUGUUGACUGACAGCAAGGCUAGUUCUGGAAAGUUGGCAGGUUUCCCCAGUCACCAGUGGAGGUUGGAGCUGAGAGUUUUUGAGAGCUGCACUCAGGCUAUGAAGCAAAGAGACCUCGACUCAGCUACAGAGCCCAGCCUCUAACACAAUGGCCUCAUACGAGAGCAAGCACAUGCCCACUGCGAAUCUGAUGGUGUCCUCCACUCCUUUAAAGAAUCAAUCGACACCAUUGGGAUACAUCACAGCUUGGCACGGCAACUGCUCUGCCCAGGUCCGUGAGAACUAGUGAACGUAGCCAUCCACUACACAUACCAGCCACCACCCCUCCCCCCCUCCCCCGUUCCGUACUGUUAUUUUCUCUCUUGCUCUACCUAAUGGAUGAUAUAAUCUGCCUGCAUAGCACACAAAACAAAAGUUAUUCCACUGGAUCUAGAUACUCAUGACAUUAAUAAAACAAUCCCUAUAUGUGGUUUUAAUUUGA
Messenger RNA from Leucoraja erinaceus (little skate), 7745 nucleotides. Its product is annotated as zinc-binding protein A33-like. NCBI's taxonomy places the organism in Eukaryota, Metazoa, Chordata, Chondrichthyes, Rajiformes, Rajidae. Gene Ontology annotation, molecular function: protein binding; zinc ion binding. The record is from RefSeq and is a predicted model, not a curated record.